UCCUCACCAGCAAAGCAAAGCACAUUCUUCCCAAGCAGCUUGUAGAGCACAUCCGAUCCAUCGACCACAGCGCAGCUAGCAGCUAGCACAGGAACACGCACAUCAGCAUGGCUCGCGCUCAGGUGGUGGUGCUCGCCGUCGUGGCCGCGGUGCUGCUCGCCGCGGCGGCCUCCGAGGCCGCCAUCAGCUGCGGCCAGGUCAACUCCGCCAUCGGCCAGUGCCUCCCUUACGCCCGCGGCCAGGGCUCCGCCCCCUCCGCCGGCUGCUGCAACGGCGUCAGGAGCCUCAACUCCGCCGCCAGGACCACCGCCGACAGGCGCGCCGCCUGCAACUGCCUCAAGAACGCCGCCAGGGGGAUCAGCGGACUCAACGCCGGCAACGCCGCCAGCAUCCCAUCCAAGUGCGGCGUCAGCAUCCCAUACUCCAUCAGCACCUCCACCGACUGCUCCAGGGUGAGCUAAACGACCGCCGGAUCUAUGAUCCAUUCCACCGCUCCGAAUCCUGCCUGCCUCCACCGUCGCUACAUACCUAUACAUGUAUGAGUUGACUGAUGAAUAAGAUCUCUCUCCGCCGUCGUGUACGCUAUUAUACGCUUGCAUGGUAGUGUGUGCGUCGUCCUUCAUGUGUGAGAGAGAAGUCCUCCGAUCCUUGUGUCGUCGUCAUCCCUUCUACGUUUUGUACGUGUGCUCCUCCGUUUCCGUUUAUGGAGGAGACCGAGUCUGUACCUUGUCCAGUACCUUAUUAUAAUACAUACUACACCUCUCUUUUUGGUA
This is a messenger RNA of Setaria italica (foxtail millet), 773 nucleotides long. RefSeq names its product non-specific lipid-transfer protein. The coding region runs from base 108 to 461 and encodes 117 amino acids. Lineage: Eukaryota; Viridiplantae; Streptophyta; Magnoliopsida; Poales; Poaceae. The record is from RefSeq and is a predicted model, not a curated record. The transcript has 2 exons. Gene Ontology annotation, molecular function: lipid binding. Gene Ontology annotation, biological process: lipid transport. Gene Ontology annotation, cellular component: membrane.